Messenger RNA from Rhizophagus irregularis DAOM 181602=DAOM 197198, 1023 nucleotides. NCBI's taxonomy places the organism in Eukaryota, Fungi, Glomeromycota, Glomeromycetes, Glomerales, Glomeraceae. The record is from RefSeq and is a predicted model, not a curated record.
AUGGUUGAUUCAAAUCACGAAAUCCAAUCCGAUCCUGUAAACGAUGAACUGUUUCUUGAUUUUUUUAAUUUCGACUUUAAUUUUGAAGACCAAGAUAAGAAGAAAAGGAAAAAGAUUAUUAAUGAAACAUCACAAAAUAAUUUCGAGUAUAUACCUAAACAUGAUUAUGAUGGGUGGUUUCAUACAUUUAUACCAGUCCCAACACUACUUCGCUCAAAAGAAGGACCCUCCCAACUAAAACAAUCAAUUGAGCAUCUUUAUUUUCAUCGAAAAUUUGAAGAAUCUUUGCGUUUGUCACUCGAAUUUAUCGAAUUUAUUGAAAAGUAUAAUGGCCAUUCUAAUGAAAAGGAAUUUGAGCUUCAUAAUCCUAAUAAAUUAAAUAAUACUCGUGAAAUGUUGGAAAUUGCUUCAAGAAGUGCUUUACAAUUAGGUGACGUCAAAUUGGCCGUUAAUUGUAUUUCAAAUGAACCAGGACAUAUGCAAUUGAGAGGGAUUGUUUAUGCAAAAGGGGGUCAUUAUGCAGAUUCAAUUUACUGGUACAUAAAAUAUUUACAAGUCAGAAAUAAUGAUUAUAAGAUAUGGAAGGAAAUGGGUCAUACAUUUCUUUACUGCUAUUGUCAUUCUGCACAACUCGACACAGCAAAUAUCAUGAAAACAAUUCAAGAAAUUUCUCACAAUACACUUACAAUGCAACUUGCUUUGAUUUGUAUUAAUCAUGCAUAUAGACUAAUGUUAAAAACAUCGUGGGCAACUUCAAUAAGUUAUAUAAAUUCGCGUUUUGCUCGCGAGAAACAAGAAAUUGAAGACUUAUCAAGUUAUUUGGAGAAGGGAGGUGUCAAUGUCGAAGAAACAAUGUCAUUAUUGGAUAAUCUAAAAGAAAAUAGGACAAAAGAAAAUAUUAUUGCAGAAAAUGGUUUAGAAGGGUUUGACUUGGAAAUGAUAAGAUGGAUAUUAGUAGAAUCAAAGAUAAGCGUCUAUGAGAUGUAUUUAGUGGAUCAAGAACGAUUAGCAAAGGAUUUGUAA